Messenger RNA from Rotaria sordida, 573 nucleotides. The record is from the annotation of a GenBank genome assembly. NCBI's taxonomy places the organism in Eukaryota, Metazoa, Rotifera, Eurotatoria, Philodinida, Philodinidae.
AUGGGAUCAAAUCAAGUUAAAAUUGAUGAUUAUGUCUAUGAAUCAAUAGCAAAAUGUACACAAUUAAAAAGUGAUGAUAUAAAUUUAUGGCAAGAACGUUUUACUCAACAAUGUACUCCAGGUUCCACAACAAUGAAUAAAGAACAGUUUUGCAAAUUUUAUCAAGAACUUCGACCAAAUGAAAAUGUUAAACGUUUAAGUGAAAAUAUUUUUCGUGCAUUUGAUUCAAACGGUGAUCAUGGGAUAAGUUUUUCUGAAUUUCUUAUUGCAUAUGUUUCUACAACUGAAGCACCAUUAGAAGAUAAACUUCGUUAUGCAUUUAAUGUUUACGAUAUAGAUCGAAAUAGUUCAAUUGAUCGAGCUGAAAUUUUAUUUAUUUUACAUGCAAUGUUUGAAUUAUUAGGUAUGAGUGAUGAUACAUCACGAAAAUUUUCAUAUGAUCAAUGUGCUGAUACAAUCAUGAAAAAUCUUGAUGUCAAUGAAGAUCAACGUAUAUCAAAAGAAGAAUUUAUUCAAGGUUUAAAACAAGAUCCAUUUUUACAAAGCCUUAUGAAUCCAUUUCAACAUGUUUAA